AUGGCAAGGAUGGGUGUGGAUGCCGCUGGAGGGGUGGGUUCAGGUUGUGGGCGGCCGGCCGCUGCAGUGCCCCAAAAAAAGGUGGAAGGCGGCCCCGCCGGGUCUGCAGUGCGGCUCGAGCGCCACUUCCAGUUUUCUUCUCUAUUUUUUCUGCAGCAAAAUAUCGCGCGACACCAGCGCAGGCACCAAGUACCGGUACCAGGUACAGGUACAAGGGAAAACGUGGGAGCCACACCAGAUCCCCCCCAACACCAGCCCUGGAGGGCACCUGGGAACAAGCAACAGCCUUUGGGCAUGGCGCCACACAGGGCCCCAGCGAGCGCAUGUCACUGGCGUGGUGUGGCCACCACCCAGCGCAACGCAUUCCCCUUUGCAAUUUCCAGCGGGCGGCCCCCCUUGUCCGUGGGCUUUUUUUACGCCUGCUCCUUCGCUUCCAGGUUGCUGGCUGGCCUCAGAUGCUGCUACUGCAAAUAA
Molecule: messenger RNA, 474 nt
Organism: Purpureocillium lilacinum
Lineage: Eukaryota; Fungi; Ascomycota; Sordariomycetes; Hypocreales; Ophiocordycipitaceae
Source: RefSeq, a predicted model, not a curated record